GGUGCUCGAAGACCCGUCCUCCCACGUUCCCAUUGAGCAUGUUUAGGGAUCAGAUCUGUUUUAUUUUUUUACAUGAAAGUUGUUUGAUUUAGUUGAUUUAUUUUUUGAUAGUUUGGUAGUUGUUUUGGUGUUUUGUUCCUUUUUUGGGAAUCUUGUUUGCAUCCUGCACUGUAGGUGGCAGAAUGCAAAUUAAAUUGUGCGAUCGCUAAUAUAACAUAGAAGAACUACAAUAACUACACUAAGUACAAUGUAUGGUUCUGAAUCAUAAUUCAAAGGUAACGCGUAGCAAAUUCACCACUUGAAUAAUGUGAUUUGUAUGAUGAUUUCCACCUUUUAAUCGGUUGAUUGUAGUGUAAUCGGGUUCGGGUUUCUGCAACAAAUACUUUUUUGUUGAAAUCGAAAGUAAAAAUGUUGAAUGACACAGCGGAUCUGACUGCUAAGCUACCAGGCUGAGAACAUGUUGCUGGGUGGGUGUUGGCCUCUAAGUUUCAGGGGAACAUCAUCUGCAUUCAGCAAGAGCGCGCAGUCUGUAGGUGUGACCCACUGCCUCUAAAAUGAGUCUCUCUGGGGAGAGAGGGGAGGGGACCGCUGCCUCUAAAAUGAGUCUCUCUGGGGAGAGAGAGGAGGGGACCGCUGCCUCUAAAAUGAGUCUCCCUCAAGACAUCAGCUCUGAGAGUGUCCAGCAUCACCGAGCAGAGUCACCUACACCCAGCCUGUUAUCAAUGAAGAGUGACAACUCAAUGUUUCUUCCACCUACUUUCAACCAGGAAACACAAACCGCUGACAAAGGUGGGCUAACAAUAGACCUGUGUGCCCUGUGUGAAAGAGGGCCAAAGGAUCAAGUAUCCAUCCCCGGUGGACACAGUUACUGCAAGCAGUGCAUAAGUGUCUUGGUCUCACCUAAACCUCUCCAACAUCACCACUACGCUGGACCUGGAGACGUGGCCUGUGAUCUCUGCACUGAGAAAAAGCUCAAAGCUGUGAGUUCCUGUCUGAACUGCACUGCCUCCUAUUGUGAGAGCCACGUAAGGCAGCAUUACAUAGUAGCAGCACUGCGAAAACACACCCUGGUGGAGGUGACAGGAAACCUGGAGCAGAAACUCUGCCAGCUGCACCACAAAGCUCUGGAAGUCUUCUGUAAGACCGACCAGAUACUCGUCUGUAAUGUAUGUGCCGUGGAGGACCACAGAGGCCACAGAAAAUGCUACAUAGAGAUCCCCAUGUUGUUGGACACUUCAUCUCUACUAGGUCAGUCACUGAAAAACAUGAGUGAUUUGAAUCUCUUAAAAAAUCAUCUGAUCCAUUGUUACCCAGAGUGCUUUGAGACCCAGCUGGACAAUGAAGAUGUUCGAGAUUUGGUUGAGAAGAUGCUGGAGAGUUUUGGAACCGAGGGUGCCUUGAAGAUCACACUGAACUUUCUAGACAUAAGAAAUAAAACUCUUUGGAAAGCCAGAGAAAUUAAAACUAAACUGGGGCAGAAGUUUCAACAAAUAUUUCAAGGAAUUGGACACCAUGGAAAGCAAACUCUCUUAAAUGACAUCUACACAGAGCUCUACAUCACAGAAGGUGGAAGUGGAGAGGUCAAUAAUGAACAUGAGGUGAGACAUAUGGAGGCGGUUUCUAAGGAACAAACCACACAAAAGACCGCAAUCAAAUGCAACAACAUCUUCAAAAGGUUACCUGGACAAAGAAAACCUAUCAGGACUGUGCUGACCAAAGGAAUCGCUGGCAUUGGAAAAACAGUUUCUGUGCAGAAGUUCAUCCUUGACUGGGCAGAGGGAAAAGCAAAUCAAGAUAUUAAUUUCAUAUUUCCUCUUCCUUUCUGCGACCUUAACCUGAAAAAGGGUCAAUAUAGUCUGAUGCAACUUCUGCAAUACUACUGCCCAGAUCUAAAAGAUAUUGACAGCAUUCAGUGUGGUGAAAUCAAAACUCUUUUCAUUUUUGACGGUCUGGUGUGUCGACAUCCUCUAAAUUUCCAGAACAAUGAGGACCUGUAUGACAUCACAGAGCCAACCUCAGUGGAUGUGCUGCUGACAAACCUCAUCAAAGGGAAUCUGCUUCCCUCGUCUCAUCUCUGGAUAACCACACGACCAGCAGCAGCCAAUCAGAUACCCUUUGAGUGUGUUCACCAGGUGACCGAAGUAAAAGGUUUCAGUGACCCACAGAAGGAGGAGUACUUCAGGAAGAUAAUCGGUGAUGAGGACCUGGCCAGCAGAAUCAUCACACAGAUGAAGACAUCAAAAAGCCUCUACAUCAUGUGCCACAUGCCAGUCUUCUGUUGGAUAUCAGCCACUGUCCUUGAAACAAUGCUAAAAGAAACAAAGAAUGUCGAAGUCCCCAAAUCUCUGACACAGAUGAACACCCACUUCCUGCUCAUCCAAACCAGUGUGAAAAACAAAAAGUACAACAAAGCCACAGAGAAAAACCCUAAGAAACUGUCUCAGUCAGACAAAGGCAUGAUCCUGAAACUAGGAAAGCUGGCUUUCCAACAGUUGCAGAAGGGUAACCUUAUCUUCUAUGAGGAAGACCUGACAGAGUGUGGCAUCGAUGUCACAGAGGCAUCAGAGUACUCAGCCUUGUGUACAGAAAUGUUUAAAGACAAAUGUGGGCUAUACGAAGACAAGGUCUUCAGCUUUGUGCAUCUGAGCAUUCAAGAGUUUCUGGCAGCAGUAUAUGCUUUAGAGUCAUGGCUGGGGAAGUCUGAAAAUGUGUUUAAUGAAUCAUUCAAGUGUGACAAGUUGUCUGACUUACACAUGAGUGCAGUGGACAAAGCCUUGCAGAGUAAGAAUGGACACCUGGACCUGUUCCUUCGAUUUCUUCUGGGCCUCUCACUGGAGUCCAAUCAGAAUCUCUUAAAAGGCCUUCUGACAAGGAGAGGAGGUCAAACACCGAGCAUUGAGGAAACAUUCAAGUACCUUUCAGACAAGAUUAAGAUGGAAUCCUCACCAGAAAGGAUCAUCAACUUGUUCCACUGUCUGAAUGAACUUGGGGAUAACUCUGUAGUUGAAGAGAUCCAGACCUCCCUGCGAUCGGGAACUCUUUCAGAAACAAAGCUACAACCUCACCAAUGUUCAGCCCUGGCCUUUGUGUUACUGAUGUCAGAGGGGGUGCUGGAUGAGUUUGACCUGAAGACAUAUAACACAUCAGUGGAAGGUCGUCUGAGGUUGCUGCCGGUAGUGAAAACCUGCAAGAAAGCAUCACUGGCAGGCUGUGACCUCACGUAUCUAUCCUGUUGGACUCUGGCCUCAGCCCUGCGGACACCAAACUGCCCCCUGACAGAGCUAGACCUCAGCUACAAUGACCUGGGAGACAGAGGAGUGAAGCUGCUAUUCAGUCCACUCCACAACAUACAGACACUUAUUCUAGGUCCAUGUGGUCUGACAGAGGGUUGCUGUUCAUAUCUGGCCUCAGUCCUGAGUGCACCCAACUCACAACUGAAACAACUGGAGCUGAGAUACAACAACCUGCAGGACUCAGGAGUUACACUGCUGUGUGCUGGACUGAAGGAUCCAAACUGCAAACUGCAGACCCUAGGCCUAAGUCAGUGUGGUCUGACAGAGGGUUGCUGUUCAGAUCUGGCCUCAGUCCUGAGUGCACCCAACUCACAACUGAAACAACUGGAGCUGAGAGACAACGACCUGCAGGACUCAGGAGUUACACUGCUUUCUGAUGGUCUGGUGGAUCCAAACUGUAAACUACAGAAACUAGGCCUAAGUCAGUGUGGUCUGACAGAGGGUUGCUGUUCAUAUCUGGCCUCAGUCCUGAGUGCACCCAACUCACGACUGAAACAACUGGAGCUGAGAGACAACGACCUGCAGGACUCAGGAGUUACACUGCUUUCUGAUGGCCUGGCGGAUCCAAACUGUGAACUGCAGACCCUAGGACUGUCUGGCUGUGAAGUCACAGGGGAGGGCUGUGCUGCUCUGGCUUCUGCUCUGAGGUCAAACCCCUCCCACCUGAGAGAGCUGGACCUGAGCUACAAUCACCCAGGAGACUCUGCAGGGGGACUGCUUUCAGCUGGUAAAGGGGAUCCCACAUGCAAACUGAUGAAGCUGAAUGUGGAUCACGGUGCAGAGAGCAGGCUGGUAUCCGGGCUGAGAAAAUAUGCCUGUCAGCUCACCAUGGACCCAAACACAGCAAACGCACACCUGUUACUCUCUGAGGAGAACAGGAAGGUGACACGGGUGGACAAGGAGCAGCAUUACGAAGACCAUCCAGACAGAUUUCAAUGGCAUCCCCAAGUUCUCUGCAGAGAAGGCCUAUCUGGAUCUCGAUAUUACUGGGAGGUGAUGUGGGAUUGUGGAGAGCCUGACAUUGGAGUGACUUACAAAGGAAUGAGUCGAAUGGGAUGGGGGUCUGACAGUUGGAUUGGACAAAAUACCAAGUCCUGGAGUUUGAACUGCGCUGGUGAAGGUUACUAUUACUUUUACAAUGCGGGAGGCAAUAUCACAUUCUUCCGUGGUCCUGUUUUGCACAGAGUUGGUGUGUAUCUUGACUGGCCAGCUGGUACUUUGUCCUUCUAUAGUGUGUCCUUUGGUAAACAGAAACACCUUCACACAUUCUACACCACAUUCACUGAACCCCUCUAUCCUGGGUUUUGGAUAUACCCACACUCUUCCUUGUCUACAUAAGUAGGGGUGCUGCAGCUAUCCCUGAAAAAUGUCAAUCAUUUUCCAAAAAUAUACAGUGUAUAAAUACAAAUAUUUUCCCCCAAAUUAUAUUUACUCCUGUCUGAA
This is a messenger RNA of Oncorhynchus tshawytscha (Chinook salmon), 4736 nucleotides long. Its product is annotated as NACHT, LRR and PYD domains-containing protein 3-like. Gene Ontology annotation, molecular function: zinc ion binding; protein binding. Lineage: Eukaryota; Metazoa; Chordata; Actinopteri; Salmoniformes; Salmonidae. The record is from RefSeq and is a predicted model, not a curated record.